AUGUCGCUCGCAGCAGUAGCUCAAAUUACCUCUACUUCGAAUAUUUUAAAAAACGCAAAGAUAUGUAAAGACCUAAUUGCAGAGGCUGCAUCCAAAGGAGCAAAAUGCGUUUUCUUUCCUGAAGCUUCUGACUAUAUCGCUCAUAAUAGCUCUGAGGCUUUAGAAUUAAGUCGUCAUCCUGACUGUUCAGCCUUUGUUAAACAAAUAUGCGCUGAAGCCAAACAGCAUUCAAUUUAUGUACAAAUUGGGGUCCAUGAACCUUCCUCUUUUGAAAACAAAUUACUAAACAGCUCCCUUCUUAUUGUGCCCGACAAAGGAAUUGUUCAGCGAUACAACAAGGCCCAUUUAUUUGAUGUUGACAUUGCGAACGGUCCGGUUUUGAAGGAAUCAAAUAGCACUGUACCCGGAAAUGCAAUUCUUCCUCCUUUUGAGACUCCAUUGGGAAAAGUCGGAUCCGCUAUAUGCUUUGAUUUACGAUUUCCAGAGCAUGCCUUGAAGCUCCGUAACAUGGGUGCAGAUAUAAUAACAUACCCAAGUGCUUUUACCCAAAAAACAGGAGCUGCCCAUUGGGAGGUUUUGCUUAGGGCCCGUGCUCUUGAUGCUCAGUCUUAUAUUUUUGCUGCUGCUCAAGGGGGCAGCCACAAUGAGAAAAGAGCUAGUUACGGUCAUGCAAUGAUUGUCGAUCCUUGGGGAACUACUAUUGCUCAAUACAGCGACCUUGCAUCACCUAAUGGCCUCAUCUUCGCAAACAUUGAACUAAACCUUGUUGAACAUGUACGAAAGUUUAUUCCCUUACUUCGAAGAAAUGAUCUAUAUCCUGUUAUCUAA
Molecule: messenger RNA, 828 nt
Organism: Schizosaccharomyces osmophilus
Lineage: Eukaryota; Fungi; Ascomycota; Schizosaccharomycetes; Schizosaccharomycetales; Schizosaccharomycetaceae
Gene: nit1
Product: bis(5'-adenosyl)-triphosphatase Nit1
Exons: 5
Coding region: 1-828 (275 amino acids)
Molecular function (GO): hydrolase activity, acting on carbon-nitrogen (but not peptide) bonds, in linear amides
Source: RefSeq, a predicted model, not a curated record